AAACAUUCAUUAAUUAUUGCACAAAUAAGGAUUCGACUAAAUUAGAUGCUCUAAUCUAAUCAAGUAUGUCUGUUCAUAAUCAACAACUAUGAAUUAGCUAAUGCUUUGUACCUUCUUUUUUAAUGGAAUAACUAUAUGUGUGUUUGUGUGUGUGUGUAUGUGAAAGAAAAGGAGAGAGAGAGGAGAGGGAGAAUUUAGAUAAAUCAGGGAAACAUUUGCUGCUUCAAGUUAUUGAAUAACAUGUUACAUGGAUAAAUUUUGUUUAUUUUGUGAAUCUUCUAUAGGGCUGAAGUAUUAAGUUUUUCAUUGGUUCCAUAUAAAUGAAAAUAGUAUAGAAAUAUACUGAAAGAGCCAUGAAAUAAAUGAUUAUAUUGAUUCAUUCUGUAUAUCCACAGUCAAGUUUUUUCUUACAUGAAAUCUUAAUUAGCAUUUAACACUAAUAUGUGAGAUAACUCAGAACCCACCCUCAAUCUACUAGUUGCAGGGAAGUGCCUAAACACUAGGCGUUUACUUUUGAGGAUUAGCCUUGAUAGAUAAAAAUAGUAAGGGUGCGUUUACUUUGGUUGUAAAAUUUUCAUUGGAAAAGGAUGGAUAAGAAAAGAUGAGAAAAUAUUAUCAUUUCCCCCUUUUUUGUCAUAUGUUUACUAGAGAUGAAAAGAUGAGAAAAUGUUGAAAAAUAUUUUCACACCCGUACCUUAGAUAAGAUAAUAUUAUCAAACAUUGGAGAGAAAAUGAGUGAAAAUGGGUUGCCUCCUGAAAAAAAAUUCCACCCUGCCCGGAGAAAAUUUUCCAUCAUAGUGAACAUGUGAAAAUGAUGGAAAAUUGGUGAAAAUAUACAUUUUCUCUCCUUUUCCCAUCAAAGUAAACGCACCCUAAGGCUAAUCCCUUGUUUACUUGGAUGAUUGAAACUUUGGAAUAUCUCAAGACCUUUUUUGAGUAUUUUUAUCAUUUAAGUUGGUUUUGCUUGAUUCAUAUCUUAUUAAAAACCUACUCUUGAGGAUAAAAAUACUCAAUCAUGCAUUUUAUCUAUCAUGCAAAGUAAACGCUUCCCAGAUGUUUUCCAUGUUCAUCAGCAUAACAUUUUACCAAUUAAAUAUUUGCACUGUAAUAUAUACAUAUUCUCAGUGAAUACAUUCUCUCUAUAUAUAUGUUAUAGUUUAAUUACUCUAUAUGUAAAAGGAAUCCAAGCAUAUGGAUGAGCAUUUGGAAACCUUGACGGAUGUGCCGACAAUCAAUCUUUCUCUACUACAUCAAGAUCCUCACAGCAGAUUUAUGGUUAUCAAGAAAAUUCGUGAAGCUUGCCACACAUAUGGACUUUUCAAUGUUAUUAAUCACGGGAUACAUGAUUCAGUGAUAGAAGAUGCUUUAAAUGUGAAUGCCAGAUUCUUUGAGAUGCCAUUAGCAGAAAAAGAGGAGCUCAUUUCAGAUGAUGUACAGAAACCAGUGAGAUUUCAGCAUGUAAAUCGUGGAGAUUAUUCAAAGGAUUUCCUCAAGCUCUAUGCCCAUCCACUUGAACACUUCAUCUCAUAUUGGCCAAGUUUUCCUCCUGACUAUAGGGCAACCUGCUACAGAUGACUAUGAUGACACCGCCCAGCAUAAACUCUGAGCUGUACUACCUGAACAAGGAAGACCGGUUGCUCCGUUGGCUUCUGAUCAAACACCGUGACUUUAAAUUCGGAGGGGGCUCCACAGGUGAAGUUGAUAUCGCGAACGAGCUCAGAGAUUUCAGUACUAUUUUUAAAGAUGGCAAAAUUAUUGAAGAGGAGGACGAUGAAGAUGACGACGACGAUGAUGAUGAUGAGCAAUCUGAAUCAGGAGAAAGCAUGAAUUAGAGAUGUUUUCCUUGUCUUCUUGGUGUGGUUUUUAUGUGAUUAGGUCGACUGAAACUCGUAGUGUGAUAAAAUGAAAUAUGCAAUCAUUUUGUAUUGAAUGAUGCUGCAAUUUGUGAUUCUGUGUCAAAUGCAGAUGUUGAAAGUGAUUGGUAGGGGAUUUUCUUAUAUCCAAAAAAUUCUUCUUUUUUUGUUC
Messenger RNA from Salvia miltiorrhiza (redroot sage), 2025 nucleotides. RefSeq names its product 2-oxoglutarate-dependent dioxygenase 21, chloroplastic-like. The record is from RefSeq and is a predicted model, not a curated record. The transcript has 3 exons. Lineage: Eukaryota; Viridiplantae; Streptophyta; Magnoliopsida; Lamiales; Lamiaceae. Bases 1192 to 1575 code for a protein of 127 amino acids.